Nelumbo nucifera (sacred lotus) is the source of this 1525-nucleotide messenger RNA. Its product is annotated as RNA-binding protein-like protein. NCBI's taxonomy places the organism in Eukaryota, Viridiplantae, Streptophyta, Magnoliopsida, Proteales, Nelumbonaceae. The record is from RefSeq and is a predicted model, not a curated record. Gene Ontology annotation, biological process: regulation of DNA-templated transcription. Gene Ontology annotation, molecular function: RNA binding.
ACGCUUUGACGGUCGAGGAUGGGGCGACUGCGAGUGAUGGACUACGCGCCAAAAUCAAUCAGGCGUCAAAUAAAUUUUCACCAGUUAGGGUUUCGCCUUGGUUUGUCCCCAAACCAAAUCGAAUUGAGGGGAUAAGGAGGGAGAGAGGGAAUGAUGAGUUCACGAGAGAAGGAUCAGUCGACGACAACGACGACGGGAGCGGGGACGACAACACAUCAGCCUUACUUGAGUAGCCUCGUCGUCCGGCCUACCGAGAGCGGUGGAGGUAGCGAUUACGAGCCUGGAGAAGUCCGCAGAGAUCCUCCUUAUUCUCGUUCGGAUCGAUUCCAUGAAAGCUCAGGAUAUGGCAUGCGUGCAGGUUCCAGUUCUCCUAUGCGCUAUAGAAAGAUCGAGCAUCAUUAUUAUUCUGAUUUUGACCAUUCAGGAGGCCCACAACGAGGUCGUGGAUUUAGGGGUGGGAGGGGUCCUGGUAGAUUUCGAGAUUCUUCACCCCCUUAUGGCCGAGGAAGGGGUGGUGGUAGGUCAUCUGGAAGAGGUUUUGAUGGGCCAGGAUAUGGUCUUGGGCCGUUCAGAGGUGAAGGCAUGAGCAGGAAUAACCCAAAUGUGUCUCCCAGAGAAGGAGAUUGGAUUUGUCCAGAGCCAUCAUGCGGGAACCUGAACUUUGCAAGGCGGGAAUACUGCAACAACUGCAACAGGCUUCGUUUUGGGCCCGAUGACAGUCCUCGCAGGGGCUAUCCAGGUCCACCACCACCUCAUGCUCCACCAUCACGCUUUUCUGGCCCCCCAGUAGACCGCUCUCCGGGAAGGAGCUUGAAUGGCUACAGAUCUCCACCCCGUGGCUGGGGUAGAGAUGGUCCUAGAAUGUUUGGAGCUGGGUCACCCCACCAUAGGCAGGAAAGAAGGUUCCCAGAUCACCACAUGCGGAGGGAUAGGCUGGAUUAUCGUGAAGAGGAAGACUACCGGGAAAGAAACCGGUUUGAUAGGCCAGUAGCUCCUGAGUGGAUUGGCGAUAGAGACCGUGGAAGGGACUUCAUUCCAGAAAGGAGGAGGUAUGACGAGAGAAUUGAGCGACGCCAACUAUCUCCCCCACCUCCACCACCUCCACAUCGCGGGCGAUGGGUACAUGAUUUGAGAGAGAGGAGCAGGUCCCCAAUGAGGAGUCCGCCACUGCCGCCAAAGGAUUAUCGACGGGAUGGAUACAUGGACAGGGGGCGGGAUGAUCGACGGGGGAUGAGAGAACGGAUGGGUGAUGCUUAUUAGUUCGGUGCAACAAUCAAAUGGAUGACUUCGGCGGACGGUUAAGAACAUUUAGAUGAAUCUGAUGAUAGGUGGAAUCAUUCUUUCUUUUCCAAUUUUUAUCAUUUAUCUCAGAAACCUCUGCUCUUCGUAGUUGGAUUUAAAAGCGAUCAAAAACCGACAUUGCCUUUUUUUAACUUCUAGCUUUAAGUGGGAGACAUCUGAUUUUGCAUUGUAGAUCCAAUGUUCUUGAGAGGUAUAUGUAGCUAUUGGGGCGCUAAUUAUUUUC